CUGCGUCACCAAGACGCGCUGUGGUUCGCGGCGGGCGCCAUGGCGGAGGCUCCGGUUCAGGCCUGGGUUCACGGCCCCGGCUUCGGGCGCAGGGCGUCGCGGUGGGCCUCGGCUCGCUGCUGCGUGCUCGACCUCAUCCACAGGCACUGCCGGGAGCAGGGUGUUCCUGAGGACUGCUUCUUUGUGAGAUGCAAUGGAGCCCUUGUUGGGACUGGAGACACAGUGCAGCAUGGAGCUGUGUACACGCUGGAGCCCAGACUUUGUGGGGGAAAAGGAGGUUUUGGGUCUAUGCUACGUGCUCUUGGUGCUCAGAUCGAGAAGACAACCAAUCGAGAAGCUUGCCGGGAUCUCAGUGGGAGGAGACUACGAGAUGUCAAUCAUGAGAAAGCCAUGGCUGAGUGGGUGAAACAGCAGGCGGAGCGGGAGGCUGAGAAGGAGCAGCGGCGCCUGGAGCGGCUGCAGCGGCGGCUGGCAGAGCCCACGCCCUGCCUCGCCAGCCCGGACUACCAGCGGCAGUGCCACGAGAUGGCUGAGCGUCUGGAGGACUCGGUCCUCAAGGGUAUGCAGGCCGCCUCCAGCAAAUUGGUAUCUGCUGAGAUUGGUGAGCCCAGGAUACGGCCCCGAAGAUCAGACACAGACCCUGGACCCCAUGCAAGGAAAAGGAAGUGCUUGUGGUUGGGCAUGGAGAACCUGGAGACUGAGGAAGUGUCCUCAGAUGAGGACAGUGAGACAGUGCCGGCUGCUACAGGACUGAGCUGCUCUGCUCCAGAAAGCGGUCGUGGCAGUGCUGUGAUGACAGCCGAGUCCCCCUGCUGCUCUCAGAGUGUGGGGGCAGCCAGUGCAGGCGCUGCGGCCCCAGCAAAACCCGAAGGCCAGCUGACUGACCCCGGGGCGGGCGUUGCCGAAGCCGGGGAGGCUCCCGCUGAAGAGGGCCGCGGGGAGGAGGCGGGAGGAGAAGCAGAGAGGAUCCAGGGGAGAAAGGAGACAGAGAGUCAAGAGCCUGCUGAAGACACAGCCGCCGCCAGGCUGACGGAGGGCCAGGAGGCAGCAGGAGUCACCGGUAGAGGCAGGGCUGCCCUGGUUGAGCCUGGAGAAGACACCCCCGGUGCCAAACCGGAGCGGCGCCCGUCAGGUCACGCAGUUCCUGGGCAAGGAGCGCUGGACUUGUUGGCUUUUGGCAGUUCGUCGGAGCUGGAGCAGCUGGGGUUGGAAAGGCUCAAGUGGGAGCUGACCUUGCGGGGGCUGAAGUGUGGGGGUGCCCUGCAGGAGCGGGCAGCCAGGCUCUUCUCCGUCAGGGGGCUGGCUCCGGAGCAGAUUGACCCCGCCUUAUUUGCCAAGCCUGGCAGGGGAAAGAGGAAAUGAGAAGGGGUGGGGGGCAGCCGUAUGCAGUAUGCAGUCGGUCUCAGGGUUGGGCUUCUUGUGGCCAGAGGUCCCCAGGAUACUGAAAGCAGCUUCUCCCCUUCGUUACUGCAUACGUGGAAUCAGUGUGUGAAACCCUCUUGGGGCCUGGUGUUUUCCUUAUAGGAGGUUUUGUACAUACAUUUUAGUGUCUUAAAUGUUG
Messenger RNA from Dipodomys spectabilis (banner-tailed kangaroo rat), 1561 nucleotides. It is a transcript of the gene Sde2, whose product is annotated as SDE2 telomere maintenance homolog. The transcript is spliced from 7 exons. NCBI's taxonomy places the organism in Eukaryota, Metazoa, Chordata, Mammalia, Rodentia, Heteromyidae. The record is from RefSeq and is a predicted model, not a curated record. Gene Ontology annotation, cellular component: nucleus. Bases 40 to 1362 code for a protein of 440 amino acids.